UCCCAAGUGCUGGGAUUAAAGGCGUGCACCACCACCGCCCGGCCCAAAUGCCCACUUCUUGAUGUAUCCUCCCCAGUCCUACGCAUCCCUUCCCAGGUGCCCCCUGUCCUAAAUGGUAUCUUCCCGUAGAGCUGCUUAGCCCUUACCCUCCCUCCCCUUCUCCACCUAUGUCUGGAUAAGGUGGUGGGGGCUCUUCUGAGGAUGGGAGCAGUUUGGCCUUUCUGAUAGCUCCUGUGACUUCACAAAGUACCGCUACUGCUUUACUGAGACCCCAGGGCUUUCUUCUUCCUGGGGUUGCCCUGCUCCGCUGGGCCUCCUGCUCCUCUGCACUUUCAUGGUCUGUAUUAUAGUGCCUUUAGUUUUCCGUGUUUGAUUGUACAAGCCCUGACUCCUUUUGGUUACAUUUUAUUGUUAUGCAAUAACAAUAGUUAGAUUGAGACUUUGGGAGGUCAGGGGUUUUUAUUUGGGGUAAGCAGAAUUUGUUGUGUCCAACUCUCAGGUGCAGAGUGGCUUACAGAGAGUCUUCAUAAAGGAGUGGAGUGAUUGCCAGUGUUUUAGAAAGGUGGGAAGCUCACAGAUUCUAGCGAGACUACGUGGCUCGUUCAGAACACAGUGACUAAUUCCUCCAACCUCCCACCCCCCUCGUGCAUCUCAUUUGACUAGGAUAGGUUGAAGCGACCCAUGCAGGAAGUGACUUGUCCCACUUUGCAGGAAGUGGUAGGGUGGCGACUGGGAUUUAUUGCCUACUUACUUAGGGCAGGGAGUGUUAGCUGGAGUAUUGACCAAACAUGGCUGGAAUCCACCAGCCUGUGCUGUGGGCUUGCCUUUUGGAGUGAAGAAAGCCCUCCUUUCUUAGGCUGCUUUGACAGGUAGCUUGGGAAGAGACCCUCUAGCUCAGCAGCUGGAGAGAUGGCGUUCGUGAAGAGUGGAUGGUUACUUCGGCAGAGCACCAUUCUGAAACGCUGGAAGAAGAAUUGGUUCGACCUGUGGUCAGACGGUCACCUGAUCUACUACGAUGAUCAGACUCGGCAGAGCAUAGAGGAUAAGGUCCACAUGCCCGUGGACUGCAUCAAUAUCCGCACGGGGCAUGAGUGCCGGGACAUCCAGCCUCCAGAUGGGAAGCCCAGAGACUGUCUGCUGCAGAUCGUUUGCCGAGACGGGAAGACCAUCAGUCUCUGUGCAGAGAGCACAGACGAUUGCCUGGCAUGGAAGUUUACACUGCAGGAUUCCAGAACAAACACAGCUUACGUUGGUUCAGCAAUCCUGUCUGAAGAGACUGCAGUGGCCGCGUCCCCGCCUCCCUACGCAGCCUAUGCUACACCAACCCCUGAGGUCUACGGCUAUGGUCCAUACAGCGGCGCAUACCCCGCAGGAACUCAAGUUGUCUAUGCCGCCAACGGGCAGGCAUAUGCAGUGCCAUACCAGUACCCGUAUGCAGGAGUUUAUGGACAACAGCCUGCCAACCAAGUCAUCAUCCGCGAGCGGUACCGAGACAAUGACAGUGACCUGGCUCUGGGCAUGCUCGCCGGGGCAGCCACCGGCAUGGCCCUGGGCUCUCUGUUCUGGGUCUUCUAGAGCCUUCAACAUUUUCUGUGCAUAGCUUCUGUUAGUCCUGUGUGCAGUAAUUUGAUUUGCAGGGCAUUUCUGUUUGUGACAAGUGUCUUUCAUAAUAAUUUAAAUAGUUCUUUUGAAGGUGGUAAUCUAAUAAUUGUGACUGACCUGCAUGGUACCACAAAGAAAGCCCGAGGUAUGCUGUGAGUGAGAGCCUGAGUCCUUCCGGGUACUAGCUUGCACCAAGUCUUUCUUAGGGACUUUUGGAUGGCUUUAUGUAAACACACCCAGUUAAAUGGGCAAUUUCCGUCCAGUUAGGUGCAGUGUUGAAUUAAGGGAUGGCUUUCCUUGCUAUGCCAAUACUAAUACUGCUGAUGGAGGAAGAUGUGUGCAAGUGUGGUGAGGAGAGUCACAGCUUCUUUAACUGUGGAUUCUCUUCUAGACCCCUGCUGCGUGUUACCCUAGGAGCUGUGGGCUGGUGGCUCCUGCAAGACUAUGGUGUGAGGACCCUGUAACGUACCUCUUGGAGCACUUAGGUACCCCUUGAAGCUCCUAGGUAUCACCAGCAGGAUUGGCUGCUCAGGAUGCAGAGGGCCACCCCCUCCCUUUAAAAAUUACGCUCCAGUAAUCUGCCCAGUUUUAUUUUCUUGUUAUUCUUCUGUUUGCUUUUCCUGGGGAUGAUUGGCAUUAGUCUGGAGUUAGGAAUUGAUUCGAGUGCCGGUGGGUGGAGGCAUGCAGGGAGCUGCCCAGCGACCUGCUCUCAGUGUUUGUUUUAGGUAUAUUGAUUGCCAGCUCAGGCUGCAGAGAGCCUAUAGAGACUAUUUUUCUACUUGUAAAGAAAGUAUGGUGAGGGGAAUUGAGGAGAGCCUUGUUUGAAUGUUCCUGCCUCAGGCCUCCUGGGGCCCACACUGCGUGGUCCUGGGGAGGCUUUUCCUCAGCAGUGGAAGGGAGGCCCCGUGGCUGUCCAGAGUCUCAGGUUUUGAGUGAGAAAUGGGAUUGGGUAGAGCAUCUCAGGGAUUUGUUCUAAUCCCUCAUGUUAUGGGGAUCCAGCCGUGUUCUCAGUCCAGACCCGCUCACCUCAGAAGAGCUUAAAACAUUUCUGGUCCCCAAAUGUGUGGCACUCUGAGAAGCUCACAAUCUGGCUUUCUAACGAAAAUUUGUAUUUCUAAAAUUAGAGAAUACAUGUUCCACGCAUUUAAAAUUUAUGUUCUUUCAUGUUUUAAAGCUCCCAAAUCCAGCUUUGUGACUGGCAUAUUUUAGUUUCAAACAGUACCCCGGCACAAAGGUGGGAUGGCACAGUGAAGGCCCCCCGCCCUCUACUUUGCAUAGUCUUGUUUCUCCAGGGUGCUCCCAGGAAGCAUUCAUUCUGACUUUGCUCAGCCCAGUGCAUGCGUGCUGCCUUGCCGCCGUGCUGCUGGGUAGCUCUUUCUUGGUCAGAUCAAGUCUUCAACAGAUCUCCAUGUGAGACAGUUGCCAAGUAGAUGAGGUGGUGCCCAUAGUGCUUUCUCGAUACUCCUUGGGGACCUGUUGACACCUGCCCAUUUCCAGCUGACAUUUGUUUUUCUGUCAUCUCUGAUAGAUGGGAUAUGUGACAACAUGGUACGGACGCCGUUCAGUGUCGCUUUAAUAAGCAUGAUGCUGAUUUUACAUCCUGUGCUGUAUGACUGCCAUUUGCUCACAGUGUCACCAUUGCUAAAGCUCCGUGCUUUACUUACAAAACACUAAAACCAGUGGUUAGUGUUUCACAGUGAUUUUAAUUUUAGAGUUAGUUACUGGCAUUCCUAAAGCCAUAGAGUACUGAGUCACAUCCCUGAAGUACUUUUGAAACAGAAUUGUCUCCUACUGUCCCAUGGGUGUGCCCUGCCUGUCUCCUGGCCCCAAUGGGGCUAGCUGUACCAGGCAGCCAUAGUUGAGCCUGAUCAUUCCUGUCACCAGUUUGACUUGAUUAUAUACCCAGAAUGGAAUACAUUCUUGGGCAUCUCAGUUCCUCAGCCCUGAUCCUCAUAGACGCCACCCUUUCGAUGGCUUUUGCGGCGUCACUUGUACCUCAGUGAGUCCUGCGAUUCUUGAGUUAGAGGGAACGACUUGUCCAGCAUUGAGGAACAUGUCUCCUCCACUGAGACUUAAAUGAUGAUGCAGGGCUGGAAGAGGCUGGCUGCUGACACUGCAUCGUGGCUGAUGUCAUUGCUCUCCUAGUUCUUUGAUUUAAGAACCUUUCAUAUGGAAGGCCUGAGGCUCCCUCAGAUCGUCCCUUGCCAAGAAGGCCUGGCUUAGGUCAUUAGUGCCCACAGUAGCCUUCUGGAGUGUAGCAAGUUCCUGCGUUUGAGACAGAAUGGUUCAGAUUUAUUUUCUACAUCUGUUGUUGACCCCAUGCACCCUCUCAUUUUGCCUUCCAGUCUACGUAGAUGAAAGAUGAAAGGCAGAGGAUGCAGACAGUCUUCUUUGUGAUUGCUUCUGUUAUUCUGUUGCAUCUACCGAGCCCGUUUUCUCCCUGUCUGUGCAUACAGUAUGUUUAUAAGUGAACUUGUUAAAAUAUUAAAUGAUCACUAACCUUAAACCGUG
Molecule: messenger RNA, 4113 nt
Organism: Mus musculus (house mouse)
Lineage: Eukaryota; Metazoa; Chordata; Mammalia; Rodentia; Muridae
Gene: Plekhb2
Product: pleckstrin homology domain containing, family B (evectins) member 2
Exons: 8
Coding region: 910-1575 (221 amino acids)
Cellular component (GO): membrane; recycling endosome membrane
Molecular function (GO): phosphatidylinositol-3,4,5-trisphosphate binding
Source: RefSeq, a predicted model, not a curated record